Cajanus cajan (pigeon pea) is the source of this 1144-nucleotide messenger RNA. NCBI's taxonomy places the organism in Eukaryota, Viridiplantae, Streptophyta, Magnoliopsida, Fabales, Fabaceae. The record is from RefSeq and is a predicted model, not a curated record.
UUUUAUUUAUUUAUUUAUUUUAAUUGGGUAAUAUAUGUUGGCGCAGCCUCUUCCAUUGUUUUGCACCUGCUCGUUUGGCAACUGCGCCGUUUCCACUUUCCGGAUCUUUAGGCUCUGCGAAAGUCAAUGGUGGAUAUGGAGGGCACAGAAGGCUACAGGCCUUUCGCAGAAUAUGUGGAAGACAGCAACGAAGCACUCAUUAACUUGACUGACUCAACCGAGCUUUGGCUUCUUAAGCUGCCUUUCUCCAAUGAUUUUUUAUCUGACAUACAUGGGCAGAAAUUGUUUCUCACACUUCAGAAUAAUGGUAAACUAGCCAACUUCGAGGGUUCAUCAGGUAAAGUAUAUGAUUUUGUAAGCUUUGCUGCUCAAGAGCCAGACGAAACGGUUUUUGUUUCCUCUACUGAACCAAAAAUAGCAAAGAUUUCGAUGCGAGUUUCCACUGUCCAUUACCCUGAUCCUAAAGAACUUGAAAAGCUCAAUUCAACCAAUAAAAGACACGCCCAUCGAAAUUCUUCUGGAGUCACAGGGACAACUUCAUCUCGGUAUUUCCCUAUGCAAAGUGGUGGACAUGCAGCUUCAUCAAAAGGUAGCAGACAGAAAAGCUCUUUAUCUGAAGUUGGUGAGCCAUCAAGUAUUUCAAAAAGAAGCCACGUGUCUAAAACUAAGUCCAAAUCUAUUGUGUCUGAGGUUUCACAUGGUCACAGCACUGGCAUUUCCUCUAUGUCCCCAGAUCAUUCCCAUGAAAGAAAAUCAAAGAAAAGAAAACAUAAGGAAUAAUGUUUUCUACACUCGCUAUUGGCUUAUUUAUAGUGUAAUAUUUAAAGGUUACAUGCAUUUCCCAGUCCUUUAAAUAUGUCCCGAAAGAAUAGUUCUUGACUUUUAUGUUGCAGAAGGAUGAUAAAAUUUAAAUGCUUGCAUUCUCUUUGUCUCUCUACAUUUUUUUUUGUUUUUUGCAAAUUUUCAUCUGGUUCAGUUCGACAAUGUUCACUGAUGUAAGGACCCCUAGUGUUAAAUUUUCAUUUUUGUAAUGCUCACUGGCAUUUACUCUGAGUAUGAGCAGUGUUAAAUAUUUGGAGGGAAAGUUUUGUCAUCCAGUCUUACCUAUAUUCAUACCAAAAUGUACCACCUUUUAUAUUUUUCU